This is a messenger RNA of Anopheles aquasalis, 1909 nucleotides long. RefSeq lists its product as uncharacterized. Lineage: Eukaryota; Metazoa; Arthropoda; Insecta; Diptera; Culicidae. The record is from RefSeq and is a predicted model, not a curated record.
CGUGUCGUCGUGGUCGAGCGGUUGGUUGAGCGAACGCUUUUUUUUUGUUCCGUGCGUAGUAUCUUCCCUAGUGUUCCCCUAUCGUUGGCCAUAACGUCAGUAGCGAACAAGCGCAGCACUGUGCCUGCCUGUAGCGUGCAAAUGGCUACUACCGAAACCACCACGUCACCAUGGUGACAGCUGAGUGACGGUACGGUGAAGACCACGUAGUCGACCGACCGAUCCAAAGUGAAUCUUCCGGCGGGGUGCUAAUUAGCUGUGGCCGCAGCCAGUGUGUCCCCGUGCGCCUCUAUCUCUCUCUCUGUGUCUGUGAAUUAUGUUGCGUGGCCGAAAGGUGUCCAAAGCAAUGCCUGCAACAGCCCGGUAACAGCCCGGUACAAGAAAGGUUAAUUGGAAAGGUGCCUCAUCUUCUGUGAGCUUGCUGCCUGGGCUCGUGCUGGCGUGUAGGCAUUGGGUCCCGGUGUCCCCGUGAACCCGAACGCAUUUCACGCGUUUCCAGCUAAUUGCGAACAUCAACACAUGACGGCGUGACCGUGCGCCGUCGCUUGUUCGCGUGUUACUAGUACUAGAGACUAGAGAGCAGAGAGCCUUACUCCCUGAAGAGCGCCCCCGAAAACGGAAUCCAAUUAUUGAACAGUAUCAGGGAGUCUGCCGUGUUGUAAAAUGGUCCUGAUGUCCUGUUGUUCCUUCUCGAGCUCGAGUGGCCAUGCGGAUGGUACGGGUACCGGCUCAGGGCACCGGUAUCCGUACGGUUCGGACGCUAGCAACGUGACAGAGAAGCACUACGGAUGCUACAAGGCCGGUAUCUUCUUCGCGCUCGCCAUCAUCCUGCUGCUGCUGGUCGGUUGCGUACCGGUCUUCCUACUCACCGCCAACAGUAACCUCAUCCUGCUGAUCCUGCUCGUCACGCUCCUGCUGAUCGGUCUGGUCACCUUCGUCUACUUCCGCUGGCAACGCAACCGAGCGCUCGCCAUGCGUCGCACGUACGAGCAGCAAAAGUUCGCGCUCACCCGACUCCCACCAGCGGCAACGGCGGCGUCAGGAUCGAAGGACGCCGAAACGGCGAACGGUAAAGCCGGCCCGAUGAACGGCAACACAGCAUCACCGUACGGCCAUCAGCAGAACAUGGCCGGCCUUAAGGGUGAACCGGCGGGCUCGGAGCAAUCCUCGCAAAGGACGGCGACCACCGUCACACCAAACAACCACCAACAACAACCGCGGUAUUCGUUUAUUUGAACGGACCGGCACCACCACGGGAAUGUGGUUUCGUUUCGACAACCAAUCGCUUCCCGCAAUUGGUUCAUUGUUUUCAAGGGAAUCGGGAAUGAUGACAGAACCGUAGCGUAGCACCGGAAAUGCAAACAUUUGGCAGGAAAGAAACCGCGACCAAUCAGCGCGACCGCUCUCCUCAAACCACAAUCCACUCUCUGCACGUUUGGUUUCGUUUACCCUUUUUUGUGAAUUCCACUCACAAGGGUACACAUUCCGGCGCACACACUCCAGGCAUUGCAGGAUACUCUUCCCACCAAACCGAACAAGCAGCUGGUCAAGCUGGUGUAAGCAAACAAGCAAGCAAUCAAUUAUGCAUCGAUCAUCUUCAUCACACCUGCAAGCGAUGCAGCGGACGGACGUAAUUUAACCACCUUUCGCACCUUCAUUUAUCGGUUUCAACUUCAGUUUCAAGUAUCAAAUGCACGUGCACCAGCUGAAGUCCCUGCAAUUAAUGGUGCACACGGCUUUGGUUAGCCAUUUUCCUGCAAUCGAGUGGAGAGUACAUUUCGUUGCGUUACUGAAAGAAGUGAAAUGAAAUGCUCUGGCGGAAACAUUGUUAACAGUUAAUUCGUGAUAGUGACUAGAUAGGGUGUAGUAGAAAUGUUAAAAUAAUAAACCUUUUUAUAUUAAUACUUGA